Molecule: messenger RNA, 766 nt
Organism: Branchiostoma floridae (Florida lancelet)
Lineage: Eukaryota; Metazoa; Chordata; Leptocardii; Amphioxiformes; Branchiostomatidae
Product: serine/arginine-rich splicing factor 6-like
Exons: 2
Coding region: 432-686 (84 amino acids)
Cellular component (GO): nucleus; cytoplasm; ribonucleoprotein complex
Molecular function (GO): mRNA binding
Source: RefSeq, a predicted model, not a curated record
AGUGCGACAAAUUCGUUACUAUUUAGGGUUUACGUGUCCAAUACAAAUCUUGCAAAGCUAGAUAUUUCACCGGUCUAAAGGCCCUCUAGCGGGGUUUCUUUGUAGUACAGUGGAACUUUGAGGUGUAGCUUCUUGGUACACACUAGUAUUGCUUUUUUGAGAAGCGAAAUUUUGGGAUAAUGAAGAAAUUUUACAUUUGUUAGCCUUAGUGAAUUUGUGUAUUGUAUUAACAUAAGUUUGGUAAAGGCAGUUGUUUUAAUUGUUGUUCUAUUCUAUAUUCACUGCAUUGACGGGUCUUAACAAUUUUCAAUGCAAGAGUGUGUUUAUUUCCCAUCUCAACAGUUUCCUUCCUUUUAUAGUGACCAUGAGAACACCCCUUACAUAGUUUCCUAAUAUGGGCGUUGCCUGUCUUUAAAGCAUCAUUCUCUUUUAUGAGGAAAAGAUAUGGCCCGCCUGCCCGCACUAACUACCGUCUGAUUGUUGAGAAAUUGUCCAGUCGCUGUAGCUGGCAAGACUUGAAGGAUUACGUGCGGCAAGCUGGAGAAGUCACCUUUGCUGAUGUGCACAAGCAGAACAGGAAUGAGGGGAUUGUGGAUUUCGCCACCUACCGAGACAUGGAGAAUGCCCGGCGUAAGCUUGACGGGACUGAAAUCUAUGGUCGUAAGAUCAAACUGGUGAAGUCUUAGCCCGCAUAAAGCACUACCGAUAUGGGGAAUCAGCAAGGAAAAGGACUGAUGAAUAUGGACUUGAGAAUUGUAGCUGCAUG